GUGACGGAAAGGCGCUCAGCAUGGAGGGCUCGGGCACGGUGACACUGCCAACCAGUAAACCCAUGGUGUGUGUGGAGUACCCGGGUCUGGUGCAGGAUGUGAGCAGUAUGCUGCGGACUCUGGGUGGCGAGGCGGCUGUUUCACGGGUUUAUGCUGACCCCACUAAGAGACUGGAGCUCUAUUUUAGACCUAAGGACCCCUAUUGUCACCCACUUUGUGCCAACCGCUUCCCCACUACAACCAUGCUUCUUCGCGUUAAAAAGAAGACUAGACGGAGAAGGACAGAGGAUGACAGUGGCUCAGCACAGGAGGGCAAAAUAGAAAUGGAAAUUAUUGGUGUUGUUGGCACAGUCUAUAAAUUCCAAGGGAUGUCUGAUUUUCAGUACCUGGCAUUUCACUGUGACGCUGAUGGCAGCCGGACAUCAUUAUAUGACAAAGUUCUACUCAAGAAGCCAGAGACACAAGACUUCUUUCACCAGGAGAUCCCUCUGUACAUCCCUCCACCCAUCUUCUCCCGCCUUGAUACCAGCGGGGAUUACUAUUACCGCCCGAAUGUGAGCCACAGGGAAGGAUACCACCCUCCUCAGUUUUCUAGCGAGAAUCUAAUCGGCAUGAGCAGAGCGCGCAGACCUAACAACGCCAUUUUUAUCAACUUUGAAGAUGGAGAGGUGCCAACAGAGCCAAACCCAGCUGCAGCUACGAACUGGAAGAAACAGUGCACUAACCCUACAGACAUGCAGGCCGAGCAUGAGAUGAAACGGCUGUUUGAGAUUCGUCCCAUUUGGUCUAAGAACGCGAUAAAGGCCAACAUUAGUGUUCACCCGGACAAGCUGAAGCAGCUGCUGCCAUACGUGGCCUAUUAUAUGCUGACCGGCCCCUGGAGGAGCCUCUGGGUGAGAUUUGGUUAUGACCCCAGGAAAAACCCAGAAUCCAAAAUCUACCAAGUAUUGGACUUCCGAAUCCGAUGUGGUGUAAAAUAUGGCUACACCCCAGACAUGCCUGUGAAGGCGAAGCGUAGCACUUACAACUACAGCCUGCCCAUCACGCUGAAGAAACCAACCCCGCAGAUUGUCAGCAUGCAGAACAUCGCACAAGGACUUGGUCCAUCAAGCUCACCAGGAGUAAAGAAAGCGUCUAACAAAUACAAACUGAAGGAGUCCAAUUACAUUUUCAGAGAUGGGUCAUUACCUCCAUAUCGCCAGAUGUUUUACCAACUCUGUGAUUUGCACGUAGACAGCCUACAGGCCGUCAUUAAGAGGAAUGAAGGCGAGGAGACACAGUGUACUGAGCGAGAUGGCUGGUGCCUUCCGAAGACCAGCGAACAACUGAGAGAUGCCAUGUCCCUCAUGAUCAAACAAAUUAUACGUUCCAACAGGCCAGCCCUGUUCACUGGCCCUUCCACCUCCACAGAUGGCAAAGAUCAACUGACGUAUGAAUCUGGCGAGGAAGAGGAUGACGAGGAGGAAGAGCUGGAAUUUCACCCCUCUGAGGGCAGUGAAAAUGAGAUGGAAACUGAGCUAUUGGACUAUGUGUAACUUAUGAGCACUGAUGUCUGAGACGUCGUCUAAUUUCAUACGGUUUCCUAAAAGACUUGUUCUUAUUCUCUCUGGGUAUUGGCAUUGGACUUUAGCUGUGCUAGAGCUAUGCGGGGCUGGUACACAUGUAGCGGCGACUCUUGUAAUGUUAUUAGUACUAAACAAACCUCAGUGCUAUUGUAUUGCUCCAACACUGGCUGAGUUAUCCAGACUUAUAUCUCUGUCUUAAGUCACAGUGAUGGAACAUUUUAAAUCUUACUUUUAUUUAACUCUAAGGCUAGACACUCCAGCUAUUACCACAAUUUGCUGCUCUGUACUGACAACGUGAUGCAUUACCGGGUCAGCAUGGGUACGACUGAGAACAGUUUGUUUUGCCAAUGAAUGUAAUUCAUCUCUUCCCCUUACAAAAAGUACCCAUCCCAGCUCUACCCAGUUGUUUAUACUGCAAAUAAGAUAUCAGUAUUGUCGGAGAGUUCUAUAAAAGAUGCCUGUGGUUUCUAUUCCAGCUUUCACAUCUGUUGUAUCCCAGGAAAACUUGGUGAAAAAUGAGCAGGUGUGCAAAAUACGGAGCCCCUUAUGUAUGCUCAAGAAUGAGACCGUCCAACACACAACCAUUAACCUUGAGUCUAUAUUAUUGUAAAAAAAAAAUUAUUUAAAUAUAUUAAAAUAUUUUUGCUACAACA
Bombina bombina (fire-bellied toad) is the source of this 2218-nucleotide messenger RNA. It is a transcript of the gene GTF3C5, whose product is annotated as general transcription factor IIIC subunit 5. Gene Ontology annotation, biological process: transcription initiation at RNA polymerase III promoter. Bases 21 to 1535 code for a protein of 504 amino acids. The record is from RefSeq and is a predicted model, not a curated record. The transcript has 11 exons. Gene Ontology annotation, cellular component: transcription factor TFIIIC complex. Lineage: Eukaryota; Metazoa; Chordata; Amphibia; Anura; Bombinatoridae.